Messenger RNA from Phaedon cochleariae (mustard beetle), 2481 nucleotides. Lineage: Eukaryota; Metazoa; Arthropoda; Insecta; Coleoptera; Chrysomelidae. The record is from the annotation of a GenBank genome assembly.
AUGAGUGAGCAACUUAUUAAUUCUAAGAAAAAAUUUGGUGCUCGUAGUAAAAGGCUGGUGGAAUUGGCUCUGAAAAAGGAAGUAGUGCAUACUAGUGGAAAAGGGGUGGAAUCAUGUAUAAUGGAUAAAAAGCAUUUUCAUACCACUGAAAACGAGAAUGCCUUUUCUGAGGAGUGCGUAAUCGAAGGACUAGAAGAAGAAGAUGUUUGGGACGAAUUCAAUAAAUGGAAACAAAAGCAAAAUAUGAACGAAAAAGUCGAAUCGAACCACACUGAAAAACAAUUUAUUCCAUUAACGGAAUUCAUUGAUUCAUCAACAUCUUGGAUUCCAGAUGAAGAAGAGUCCAAUUCAACAAGUCAUUCCUUGUCAGAUAUAUCACAAGAAAUCCAAAUUCAAGAAGCGUUGCAAUAUCAGGAUGAAGAUCACUUGCAACAGAUUACAAAUGAUAUCGAAAACACUAAUAUGACUUUCGGUCGCGAAGAGCAAACCCCAGCACCUCUCAGCAAUGAAAUCAGUCAAGAUAUCAGACCUAAAUUGACGAUUUUACAAAAUAUUAUCAAUGUUGGAGUAAUAGGUGAUUCAGAGAAACUGGUUGAUGUUAGUCAACGUAAAAGUAGAAUAUGGGAUAAGAAAGACAGAUGUAUUUAUUGUGAUCGGGAUUGUACAAAUUUCUCGAGGCACCUAUUCAGGAACCACGCCAAUGAAGAUUAUGUAUGUAAAAUCAUGCAGCUUCCGAAGGGUAAUAAGAAAAGGAAGCAGAUGAUUGAUAUUGUACGGAAAGAAGGAAACUUAUCAUUACUAGAUGAGAACAAAAUCAGACCCGUUCAAAGAGAAACACGAAAAUAUGAAGGAGGCAAAGAAAGUAGUGGAGAAGCAAUUCAGUUUAUGCCAUGUCCUUAUUGCAAGGGUAUAUAUCGUUUGAAAACUCUACGAAAGCACACAAAAAUCUGUUCAUGCCAUCCGAAUGAUGGCGAAAAAUGUAACGUUGCGAGUCUAGGACAAAAUCUUCUGGUUUUCAAAGCUUCUCGAAGAUCAUUUUAUGAUAGACUGAGAUUGAAGAAUGAAGUAUUUCCAAAGAUGCAUGCGGACAGAGCUUCGUUCAAAGGAAAAAAUGACCCUGUUGUUUGUCAGUAUGCUGAAGACUAUUUACGUAAACACAGAAGACCUCAUAUUAGAAAUGCAGUGUCUAAUAAAAUUCGGGAACUCGGCAGGCUCCUCAUUCCCCUCCAGGAUAUUUAUGGUUUCAAUACAUUGUUGGAAGUAAUGAACACGAAACAUUACGAUAAAGUUGUCCAUGCAGCCCAAAUAAUUUCUGGCUAUGAUGAGACGGCGAAAACCUUUCAAUCGCCUUCUUUAGCAAUGCACAUGAAGACAAUUCUAUUGUUUGCAUGUUUAGCAGCAAAAACUCUUUUAUUGAAGCAAGAUCCUGUUCUACCAGUGACUGAUUACACAGAAGCGCUGAAGAAUGUGAAAAACUUUCGGUUACUAGUAGAUGAAAGAUGGAAAUUCGAUAUGAGCAGUUUGGCAUUGAAAGACUUGAAUGAAAAACACGGAAAAAAACCCCAGACGCUACCUAUAACAAGUGAUGUCAUUAAAUUCAGAGAAUACGUUGUCAGUACAGCCGAACAGAGCAUUGAUUUAUUGAAAGAAAAUGCUAAUGAUUUGAAAUCAUUCAAAACAUUAACGGAGACUAUUCUGGUAUUGACUGUUCUAUUGAAUCGAAAAAGGGUUGGUGAUGUGCAAUAUAUUACACUCGAUUCCUACAAGGAAUGUACAAACAGCAGAAAUCAAGAAGAAUGCAUCAAUGUUUUAUCGGAGUCAGAAAAAUUGUUAUCGGCGCAUUUCAAAAGAAUUGUAUCCAUUGGAAAGGGCAGCAAAUCUAUUCCGAUUUUGUUUCCUAAAAAUGUACAGACAUACAUUGAAGUUCUUCUAUCUAGCAGAGAACAAAAUCAAUUAGUUCCCAAUGAAAAUCCAUUUCUCUUCGCUUUGAUUGGAAGUAAAGACAAGUGGAUGGAUGGAUCAUCAGUUCUUCGUAAAUAUUCUGUAUUAUGUGGUGCUGAAAAUCCAAAAACAUUAACAUCCUCACGUCUAAGGAAACAGAUUGCUACAGUUCUACAAGUAAUAAAUUUGAAUGAAACGGAAAAAGAGCAGGUUGCCUCUUUCAUGGGACACACAAAAAAAACCCAUGAAGAGUUUUACAGGCUUCCACAAGAUGUCUUCCAAACAGCGAAAAUAGCGAAACUAUUGUUGAUGAUGGAUAAAGGAGAAGGGGCUAAUUUCAAAGGAAGGACUCUAGAAGAAAUUGAUAUUCAUCUAGACAGUUUAGAUGGAGAGGACUGUGCAAAAAUAGAGAGUGAUUCAGGAUCUGGUGUGAAAGAGUAUGUAUCUACUGCAUUUGGUAUCACAGAGACUCUUCUAGAAUCUACCUUGGCUCUUAAUACUGUAUUCUCCUUUCCAGUGUGUGAAACACAAAUGCAGUGA